AUGAGAAGAGAUAACCAGUCCUUUGCCCUUGGUUUCAUUCUCCUGGGACUUACUGGUCAACAACAACAGGAAAAUUUCUUCUUCAUCCUCUUCCUCUUCAUUUACCCCAUCACAUUGAUUGGAAACCUGCUCAUCAUCUUGGCCAUUCACUCUGACAUUCACCUUCACAACCCCAUGUAUUUUUUCCUUGCCAACCUCUCCUUUGUUGACAUCUUAUUCUCCUCUGUAACCAUCCCAAAGAUGCUAGCCAACCAUGUCUUGGGCAGCAAAGCCAUCUCCUUUGGGGGAUGUCUAACACAGAUGUAUUUCAUGAUUGACAUGUCUAACACAGAUAGCUAUAUCCUGGCUGUGAUGGCAUAUGAUCGUGCCGUGGCCAUCAGCUGCCCACUUCGUUACACAACAAUUAUGAGCCCACGGACUUGUGUCUUGCUGGUUGUUGGGUCUUGGGUGGUUGGAAACGCCAAUGCCCUCCCCCACACUCUGCUCACAGCUAGUCUGUCUUUCUGUGGCAACCAGGAAGUAGCCAACUUCUACUGUGACACUGCCUCUUUACUCAAGCUGUCCUGUUCUGACAUUCAUUUUAAUGUGAAGAUGAUGUACCUAGGGGUUGGUAUUUUCUCUGUGCCAUUACUAUGCAUCAUCAUCUCCUACAUCCGGGUCUUUUCCACAGUCUUACGGGUUCCAUCCACCAAGGGUGUGCUCAAAGCCUUCUCCACCUGUGGCUUGCACCUCACAGUUGUUUCUCUGUAUUAUGGGACAGUCAUGGGCAUGUAUUUCCGCCCUCUGACUAGUUAUAGCCUGAAGGACGCAGUGAUAACUGUGAUGUACAUUGCAGUGACCCCAAUGCUAAAUCCUUUCAUCUACAGUCUGAGAAACCGAGACAUGAAGGCUGCCCUGGGAAAACUCUUCAGCAAAAGACUCUCCUCAUAACCAAGUGAGGACAUAUUGAGGAAUGCAGUCAUCAAUUAGGCUGCAUUUGAAAAUCCAGCUGCAAUCC
Molecule: messenger RNA, 997 nt
Organism: Felis catus (domestic cat)
Lineage: Eukaryota; Metazoa; Chordata; Mammalia; Carnivora; Felidae
Product: olfactory receptor 1A1-like
Exons: 1
Coding region: 1-930 (309 amino acids)
Biological process (GO): G protein-coupled receptor signaling pathway
Cellular component (GO): membrane
Molecular function (GO): olfactory receptor activity; G protein-coupled receptor activity
Source: RefSeq, a predicted model, not a curated record